AUGGGGAAUCAAGGUGGGCACGAUCUGGUCGGGUACGAUUACCAGCAUCGACAGCUGUAUACGCUCCAGCAUCCUUCAACAACAUCAGAAGCAAAACAGUCGGAAGUAUCUAGUCUACACUCGAGCAAGCGACGAGAAGACGAAAGCGGAGGGAUUGAACGUGUCCUGCAACUUCUCGCUGUCUUCUCGCACUCCCUCACGAUCUACCCUCUGAUCCCGAUAUUCCUCCUAAUUGUCUACGCCAUCUACAACCCAUUGCGAGUGAUACUCCCCGUCCUCCUCUCUCUCAUCCUCCCUCGCUCCUUCACCCAACGCAGCGAGUUCCUCCGCUCUCUCCCAAUAUGGCGCCUCUUCGCCUCCUACUUCCCCAUCCACCUCUACAGAUCCACACCCCUACCACCAACAAGGAAAUACAUCUUCGGCUACCAUCCCCACGGUAUUCUCUCCCACGGGGCCUUCGGCUCCUUCGCAACCGAAGCACUCGGCUUCUCCGAGCUCUUCCCCGGAAUCGAAAACUCCCUACUGACACUCGACUCUAACUUCCGCAUCCCUAUCUACCGCGACUACCUCCUCCUCCUCGGCAUGGGCAGCGUAUCUCGCGCAUCCUGCGAGAAGAUCCUCAAUACCGGCGGUAUAGACGGGAAGGGCACAGGGAACGGCAUAACGAUUGUAAUCGGCGGCGCGAAGGAAUCCCUCGAAGCGGUCCCGAACAGCAUGCGCCUGGUUCUUAAAGACCGGAAAGGGUUUGUCAAACUGGCUAUCCGGAAUGGAGCAUCGCUGGUGCCGGUGCUCUCAUUCGGGGAGAAUGAUCUGUACACGAUGCUCUCAGAUCUAGAUACGAAGUCGUUCAGUGGGCGUGUGCAGCAAGUGUUUAAAAAGACAUUAGGCUUUACAGUUCCGUUCUUCUACUCAAAGGGUCCGUAUAUGUUUGAUUUUGGGAUUACGCCGCAUCGCAGGCCCGUGAAUAUUGCUGUUGGCAGGCCGAUUCAUACGCGCAAGAUGGUCGAUCCGGUUGAUGGGGCGUAUUUGGAUGAGGUUCAUGGGCUUUAUGUGAAGGAGCUGGAGAGGAUUUGGGAUGAGUGGAAGGAUGUUUUUGCUCAGGGAAGGGCGGAGGAGAUUACAUUUAUUUGA
Molecule: messenger RNA, 1131 nt
Organism: Aspergillus puulaauensis
Lineage: Eukaryota; Fungi; Ascomycota; Eurotiomycetes; Eurotiales; Aspergillaceae
Product: diacylglycerol O-acyltransferase 1
Exons: 2
Coding region: 1-1131 (376 amino acids)
Biological process (GO): triglyceride biosynthetic process
Cellular component (GO): endoplasmic reticulum membrane
Molecular function (GO): diacylglycerol O-acyltransferase activity
Source: RefSeq, a predicted model, not a curated record